ACUUCCACAAGGGUAUCUCCCGUUGUCGACAGAAGGUUUGAAGCCUGGAAGCCAGCCAACCUGAGUUCAUCGUUGCAUAAAUCAGUCGGCUACAAGGGAAAUGACUCGGCUGGUGUUUCUCCCAUCGUUACACUCGCUCACGACAGAGUGACGAAACCCUCGAACUGCAUCUGCCCUUCAUGCGCCCACCAGCCUUCACAUCAGCCCGACCCGCUGCCAGAAUAACGUGACAGAACAGACCCAUUUGAUUCCCACCAUGGCCAAGUCUGACAGCGAGUCCGAUCCACUAUGGCAGGAUCUCAAUUGGGCUAUUGGUCAGAUGCUGAUUAUGGGAUGGGAUGGCACUGAAGUCACCCCCCAAAUUAGAAACCUUAUCGAGCACCACCACCUGGGCUCUAUCUUAUUAACAGCUAAGAACCUCAAAUCCGCUCAGCAGACUGCGAGCCUGGUCCAGGAGCUUCAGACUAUAGCCCACCAAGCUGGACACCCCCACCCACUCUUGAUCGCGCUCGACCAGGAAAAUGGCGGUGUCAACAGUCUCUUCGAUGAAGACUACAUCUGUCAGUUCCCCAGUGCCAUGGGCAUUGCUGCGACUGGCAGUCAGGAACUGGCAUACAAAGUAGCCAAGGCUACGGCAACCGAAGUCUCGGCUGUUGGCGUCAAUCUCAUUCUCGGCCCGGUCCUAGAUGUCUUGACCAAUGCUCGACAUCAACCCUUGGGUGUGCGAGCCGUUGGCGACGACCCGCAAGAGGCAUCCCAGUAUGGGAUCGCAGCCAUGAAUGGCUACAAAGAUGCUGGGGUUGCCACUUGUGGCAAGCACUUCCCAUCCUAUGGCAACCUUGACUUUCUCGGGAGCUCGCUCGACAUGCCUAUAAUCACCCAAACGCUGGAAGAGCUCAGCCUGAGUGCUCUCGUUCCUUUUCGCAACGCCAUUGCCUCCGGCCGUCUGGACGGCAUGUUUGUGGGCGGCGUGGGUUUGCAAAACACGGGCAUGAAUGUCAUGCAUGCCUGCCUCUCAGAGCAGGUUGUUGAUGAUCUGCUGAGAAACGACCUGGGGUUUAAGGGUGUUGCCAUCUCCGAGUGCCUAGAGAUGGAGUCUCUCAUCCAGGAGUAUGGAGUCAAAGGUGGCACGGUCAUGGCUGUUGAGGCAGGGAACGAUCUCGUCCUUCUUUGCCGAGCACACGAUGUGCAACUGGAGGCUAUAUCUGGCCUCAAGCUGGGAAUCGACAACGGCAUCAUCUCGAAGGAGCGGGUGUUCACAUCACUGAAGCGCGUACUGCGGAUGAAGAACUCAUGUACUUCUUGGCAAAAGGCUCUUAACCCGCCCGGGCUCUCACUGCUGUCCAAGAUACAUCCGACGCACCUAGCGCUUUCUCAGAAGGCUUAUGAACAAUCCAUAACGGUCGUCAGGGAUAAGGACGGUUUGCUCCCCCUUUCUCAAAGUCUUCUGCAAGAGGAGGAACUGUUGCUGCUGACGCCGCUUGUGAAGCCGCUGCCAGCCUCAGCAGCAACUAAAAGCAUGAUGGAGAAGUCUGCUGCAAAGAACGGCGCCCCUAACCCGCAUGACAGAUGGGUUCACCAGGAGCGGGGAGCAAUCAUGAGUGGCGAAGGGGUGUUCCGGGAGCUGGGAAGGUCAAUAGCACGAACUCGUCACGGCAAAUUGCUCCAUACUUCAUAUACUGCGAAUGGGUUGAGACCUGUACAUGAGAACUUAAUCAACAGGGCGUCCGCAAUUAUCAUCGUCACUGCAGAUGCACACCGCAAUGGAUACCAAGCUGGCUUCACAAAGCACGUUGCCAUGAUGUGCCAAAUGUUACGAGCGACGGGCCAAAAGAAGUCCCUGAUCGUCGUUGCUGUGAGCUCGCCAUAUGACUUCGUCAUGGACAAAUCCAUCGGCACUUAUAUCUGCACAUUCGACUUUACGGAAACUGCCAUGGCCUCUCUCGUCCGGGCGCUGUACGGCGAAUUCAUCCCGCAAGGAUCAAUGCCUGGGACGAUGAGGAAAAGCAAGAAAGUUUCGAAGAAUCGCCAACGGUGGCUCGUAGAGAGUUACAACCGAGACCGGGACAGUCAGGGGCUCGAUGAGCUGAUCAAGGUUUUGGCAAGGUCAAGCACGCCGAGUCUGCCAUACCUCACAACCACGUCUCAUUCACUCGAGUUAUUCAAUCCCAGCAUCGAAGAAACGCAUUUCGUCGUCCGUAAUAGUAGCACCCAAGCGCUCUACGGAUUCGUCGCCACGUACUUUGUCCAUGGAGUAGGGGCUAUAGGCGCCAUCUUUGUGGACCCAUCAAAACGGAACGUAUCCAUCGGCAGGUCACUACACAGCCGCGCUCUCCGGGUUCUGCUACAAAAGCCGGGCCUCAAGAAGCUGCAACUGGGACUUUCAUUUCCGGGAGUGUUUCUGGGAAUUCCGGUCGACGAGAGCGGCAGUAGCAAAAGUUGGUUCACGAACAUGGGCUGGGAUACCCAAUUCCCGAGGCGCAUGACGAACCUCACAAUAGAAGACCUCUCGUCGUGGUCCGCGCCAGAAGGUCUGCUUGGCAGCAUUCAGCGUGCGCUCAUCAGCUUUGAUCUCAUCCAUGGACUCGAUAACGCCGAGUCGGUUCUGACCCAUGUAUCGACGUACGCCAGUCCGGACGUGGUCGAGCUGUACCGGUUUGCCCUGGCCCGCAGCCUCCUGGAUCACAAGAGCUGCGGCGUCGUGCGCGCCAAGAGCACCGACGGAAGCAUCCUCGGAACCGUCAUCAUUUGCACGACCGGAAGCCAGCUGGCGACACAUGUCCCCUCUCUUCACCCCGUCGGCGACGAGAGAGUGGGCGGUAUCCUGGCGCCGAUCGUGCCUGCCACCGCCCAAACGGUGCUGCUGCUGCAGGGCCUCGCGUUCAUGGGUGUACGGCAGAACAAGGGACAUAAAUCGGCGCGGAGUGUGCUGAGUUGGGUAAGCCAAGGUUUCGACAUUUCGUGUUUGUUGAUGCGGAAUGAAAGCGGCUAACUGGAUGAACAGGUGCUCGACGAGUUUAUUGAAC
Molecule: messenger RNA, 3026 nt
Organism: Pseudomassariella vexata
Lineage: Eukaryota; Fungi; Ascomycota; Sordariomycetes; Amphisphaeriales; Pseudomassariaceae
Product: glycosyl hydrolase family 3 N terminal domain-containing protein
Exons: 4
Coding region: 257-2992 (911 amino acids)
Biological process (GO): peptidoglycan turnover; carbohydrate metabolic process
Molecular function (GO): hydrolase activity, hydrolyzing O-glycosyl compounds
Source: RefSeq, a predicted model, not a curated record